UUUGUGUUUGACAACUUUGGGGUUUAACCCGGGCAUCACGAAACUGAUGAAAGAGCAGCUGGUUUAAACCCCCCCUGAGACUCGACAGAAAAAAGAGAGAGAGGUCAGAGGAGUAAUUGUGGAAGGAAAAGAAGAAGGAAGAAGAAGAAUUGUGCAGUGAAUCAGUCAAUGGGAAGUAAAACGGCAACAGAAGCCCAGAAAUACGUAUGGGAAGGAGCCAUCCCUCUUCAAAUCCAUCUUCAUGAAUCUGAAGUCACCACUCUUCCUCCCCCUUCCCCUGCCCUGAUUUUGGCUCCUCGCAUAGGAUAUCUGCCUCUCUUGGUGCCACAAAUUAAACCUUUCUUCAGCAGUACGCUUCCUCCUGGUUCUGACACUGUCUGGUUUGAGUACCAAGGAUUGCCUCUCAAAUGGUAUAUUCCCACAGGAGUACUUUAUGACCUUCUUUGUGCAGAACCGGAAAGGCCCUGGAAUCUCACGGUACAUUUUAGAGGAUAUCCAGGAAAUAUUCUAACUCCAUGUGAAGGUGAAGAUAGUGUAAAAUGGAGCUUUAUUAAUUCAUUGAAAGAGGCAGCGUACAUAGUCAAUGGUAACUGCAAAAAUGUGAUGAAUAUGUCGCAAUCUGAUCAGUCAGAACUUUGGCGCUCUGUCCUUAAUGGUAACUUGGAAGCCUAUAUCCGGGUUUCAUCAAAGCUGAAACUUGGCUUAGGUGGAGAUGACUUUUCAAUAAAGUUGAACACAUCCUCUUUAAAAUAUCGGCAAAGUGCUGCUGAUGCAGAAGCUAGUGCAACAAUUAAAGCAGGUAGAAUUCCUGUUAGGUUGUAUGUUCGACGUGUCAAUGAAGAUUUUGAUGAUGUGGAAGACGCGCCUCUGGUUGAUAAUUGGGAUAAAGUGUCUUAUAUAAACCGCCCGGUUGAGAUUCAUGACAAUGGGAAAUGCUUCACAUUGGGCGAUGCUGUCAAAGCCCUUCUUCCAGAGCUUUUUCCUGACAAAUCUUUGCCUAAUGAUAGCAUGUCUUUGCCUCAAGUGGAGGAUGGAGAGGGAUCAGCAUUAGAAGAGGCAAGCGACACAGGCAGUGCAAGAAGUCCAGAAGAUACAGGAGAAUCAGUGCGUGAAUGUCAGGAUUCCUGCUCUCUAUCAGAGACGGCUGAUGUAAAGCUCAUUCGCAUUCAAGGAAUUGAACCAAAGUUGGAGAUUCCCUUUGCAUGGGUGGUAAACAACUUGAUGAAUCCUGAGCACUUCCUUCAUAUUAGUGUAUAUGUCAGAGUUCAAGAACCAAUUACCGUAUGAUAUGGCAUGUCUCUCUUCAUACCCUACCCAAGUCUCCCCGUUGUAUUUUUUCUCUCACAUUUUUGGAAGCGUAAUUCUUUUUUUUGGCUGUACAGUGUACAGAACAGUUAAAAAUGUGAAUGGAUUGGUUCUUUGCCGAUUAUUGGUCAUAUACAACUUCAUCAGUUGCAUUAUCGCUUGUGAAAUUUCAGCAGUGCUUUGAUGGUUUAA
Messenger RNA from Coffea arabica (coffee), 1497 nucleotides. RefSeq names its product autophagy protein 5. Gene Ontology annotation, cellular component: cytoplasm; Atg12-Atg5-Atg16 complex; autophagosome. Gene Ontology annotation, molecular function: Atg8-family ligase activity. NCBI's taxonomy places the organism in Eukaryota, Viridiplantae, Streptophyta, Magnoliopsida, Gentianales, Rubiaceae. Gene Ontology annotation, biological process: piecemeal microautophagy of the nucleus; autophagy of mitochondrion; cellular response to nitrogen starvation. The record is from RefSeq and is a predicted model, not a curated record.